This is a messenger RNA of Dentiscutata heterogama, 952 nucleotides long. The record is from the annotation of a GenBank genome assembly. Lineage: Eukaryota; Fungi; Glomeromycota; Glomeromycetes; Diversisporales; Gigasporaceae.
AUCAUUUCUUAAUUUAACUGAAGAAAAACUCCUAAAGCAUCCGUAUAAUCUUGUUGGUGGUACGGCAUAUGAAAUCGCACAUCUGAUUGAACUUCUUAAAGGUGAAGAAGAUCCUAGGAAUUUGCAUGAGAUUGUAAAAAAUGCUAUGCUUGAAAUAAUUAAGGAAAAAUCAUUUGAAGUGAUUAGUGUAUCAAAACUAAGCUUGACUAAAAUGAACAAAAUUGAAAAAGCUAUGGGUUUGGGUUCUUUUUCUAUAACCAGCAAAACUUUCCCAGAUACUUCAUACAUAGAAUGUGAUGGAUUUAAAUGGGAUAUGGACAAGGAUGAAGACAAACAAAUGCAAGAUGUCAAAGACUGGUUUAGAAUUGUAUUAAAUUUAGGAGAUUAUUCUGUUGAAGAUGUUCAUAAAGACACGAAAAAAGAAGUAACUUUAGAUAAAGCUCAUACCAUAUUACGGGGUGGAUUUGAUAUCAGUAUUGGUCCAGAUAUAACAGGAUGCGUCUAUAUAAAAACAAAAAAACUAAUCCAAGAAUUAAAAUCUGAUGAAUGUCAAGCUAAAGGAGAAUUACUUAUUGCGAAUGCAAACAUUGAAUUAGACGUAUUGAUCGUACUGACUGACUUGUUAGGUAUAAUCAAGGAUUUCGUUCUUGAACAGGGAAUCAAAUAUAAUAAAAUGUUAGGAUCAAAUUUAAGAGCUGCCGAAAAAGAAGAGAUAAAGAUUGGCCCAUUAUCAAAAAAGGCGAAAUACAGAGAAGUUGUUGAAUUUUGUGAUGAAAGAAUGUUUGACAUUAUUCCAGAUAUGACCGAUGAUGAAUUAAAUCGAAUGAAUACUAGGUGGGGACUAAGGAUGCUUGAAAAAUCAGUUCCUAUUAAUGAUAAACCUAUUAUACAACGUUACAUAUCAGCGUUUAGUGAUGAUUACGAGAAUUAUGAGACCACAAUGUAUUCAUAA